Messenger RNA from Chaetomium strumarium, 1488 nucleotides. Its product is annotated as aspartic peptidase domain-containing protein. Gene Ontology annotation, molecular function: aspartic-type endopeptidase activity. The coding region runs from base 1 to 1488 and encodes 495 amino acids. Gene Ontology annotation, biological process: proteolysis. The record is from RefSeq and is a predicted model, not a curated record. NCBI's taxonomy places the organism in Eukaryota, Fungi, Ascomycota, Sordariomycetes, Sordariales, Chaetomiaceae. The transcript is spliced from 3 exons.
AUGGCAGUUUCCUUCCUUUUCUCAGCAUCGGUGUUGCUCAUAGCCUUGUUCUGCUGUCAUGCAACCGCUCUCCAACAGACAACCCAUGACACUGGCUGCAUCCAUUUGCCCGUCGUCCAUUCGACCAAUGUCAACUACUUUUCCAGCAAACGAGGCGUCCAGUUGCAGCUAGCAAACCGGUCAGAUGUUGCCUACUAUGCUCAACUCAGCAUUGGCACGCCUCCUCAGCCGGUAUUUGUGCAGUUGGACACGGGUUCUUUUGAGUUGUGGGUGAACCCGGACUGUACGACGGUAUCGGGAGCCGACGCUGUCUUCUGCGAGCGGGCCGGCCAGUACGACACCACCAAGUCCUCGACUGCCACCUCGCUCGGAACCACGAGAACGCUGCGGUAUGGGAUCGGGAGCGCCAACAUCACCUACUUCACAGACACGGUCACCCUCGCUGGCAGCCCUACAGCUCUCCAAGGAGUCCAGUUUGGCGUGGCCACCGCGUCAGAAGACGCUUUCUCAGGUAUCCUGGGAAUAGGAUAUGGGAAAGGCAUUGCCACCAGAUAUCUCAACUUUGUGGACCAGCUGCGAGCACAAAAUGUUACUCGCGUCAAAGCGUACACCCUCGCCUUGGGAAGCAAGGAUGCGCAAGAAGGAGUUAUCGUGUUUGGCGGCAUCGACACAUCAAAGUUUGCCGGCAGUCUGGUUAAGCUACCAAUCAUCCCAGCCCAACAGUCACCCGACGGCGUUCCUCGAUUCUGGGUUGGCCUGAAAUCCGUCUCGAUUACGCCUCCGAACGGAGUGAACAGGGCGUACGAUGACAGCAGCACGCCCGUGUUUCUCGACAGCGGGUCCACAAUGACGCUCCUGCCGCCGAACCUGACGAGGGCCAUCGCCCGUGACUUCGGCGUGCAGGAGCCGGAUUCCAAUGGAUUCUUCAGGAUUGAUUGUUCCCUAGCGGCGCUGAACGGCACGCUCGACUUUGCUUUUGACGGGGUGACGAUCAAGGUGCCCUACAAGGAGCUAACGCGGGAAGUAUCCAGCAAUCCGCCGGCAUGCUUCCUUGGAAUCAUGCCGAGCGAGCGUUUUACGUUGCUCGGGGACACCUUCUUGCGGUCAGCUUACGCGGUCUUCGACCUCGAAACCGACGGAAUCUGGAUGGCCCAGGCCACGGACUGCGGCUCCUCGCCUGCCGCCCUCGGCAAUAUCCAGGAUUUGUCCGCUGUCACAGGUGCAUGCGGGGUGACGGCUUCGGCUGUCAACGGCGCGAGCGGUACCCCAAUUGCCAGCCCAGGAGUAGAAAGUGUUGAGGCCGUGCCGGUUCCCUCCGUUGUCCCUCCUACCAUCGGGUUACCACCGGCCAGCGGGACAGCCCAAGGGACAGCCUCUCAGGGUAGCCCGAGUCCUACAUCAAGUACUGGGUGUGGCCCACAGAGUCCGAUUGGACGUGUAUGGAGUCUGGGAAUCAUGGUGCUGUUACAUAUCUUACUGGGUUCAUGA